AUGGGCAACAUGCAAUGGAGGCUCGCAGACCUUGCUAGUGCAGAAGCGCCCAGGCCAUCAUGCCAGUCGGGCGCCUGGCGGGCCGCGGCCGCCGUCACGCAGCGCGCGCCCGCCUUCAAGGGCACGGCCGUGGUGCAGGGGCAGUUCAAGGAGCUCAGCCUGGACGACUUCAAGGGCAGAUACCUCGUGCUCUUCUUCUACCCGCUGGAUUUCACCUUCGUGUGCCCCACRGAGAUUGUAGCGUUUAGUGACAAAGCCAACGAAUUCCACGAUGUGAACUGUGAGGUGGUUGCGGUCUCUGUGGACUCGCACUUCUGCCAUCUGGCCUGGAUAAAUACACCACGAAAGAGCGGCGGCUUGGGCCAUAUGAAUAUUCCAGUUCUGUCAGAUCUCACAAAACAAAUCUCCCGUGACUACGGUGUGCUGCUCGAAGGACCUGGCAUAGCGCUACGAGGUCUCUUCAUCAUCGAUCCUAAUGGAAUCAUCAAGCAUCUAAGCAUCAACGACCUCCCUGUGGGCCGCAGUGUGGAAGAGACCCUCCGCCUGGUGAAAGCAUUCCAGUACGUGGAAACACACGGAGAGGUUUGCCCAGCAAACUGGACUCCAGACUCCCCUACAAUCAAACCAAGUCCAGAAGCGUCUAAGGAAUAUUUUGAGAAAGUGCAUACAUAAGCACUCAAAUAUGCAGAAAAAGUUUGUAGUAACUGAUGAUGUUAUUUUAUGCAACUUCACUGAGAAGUUGCUGAAGACCUUAAGAAAGAAGCUGUGAUUAUUGAAUAUUUAAAAAAAAAAAAUAAAGG
This is a messenger RNA of Nothoprocta perdicaria, 800 nucleotides long. It is a transcript of the gene PRDX3, whose product is annotated as peroxiredoxin 3. The transcript is spliced from 7 exons. Gene Ontology annotation, cellular component: cytosol; mitochondrion. Bases 1 to 672 code for a protein of 223 amino acids. Gene Ontology annotation, biological process: cell redox homeostasis; hydrogen peroxide catabolic process; cellular response to stress. NCBI's taxonomy places the organism in Eukaryota, Metazoa, Chordata, Aves, Tinamiformes, Tinamidae. Gene Ontology annotation, molecular function: thioredoxin peroxidase activity. The record is from RefSeq and is a predicted model, not a curated record.